UUUUUUUUUUUUUUUUUUGAGGUUCCAAGUUUACUGGGCAGUGAUCACUCCGAUCUAUUCCACUUCUGCAAAUUUCCCUCCAAUUCUCUCAAAUCAAUCUAUGGCUUCAAUCUCUUUCAGCCCUCGCACCGUCGAAGACAUCUUCAAGGAUUACAGCGCUCGACGUACUGGCCUCGUGCGAGCCCUUACUUAUGAUGUCGAUGAUUUCUACUCGCUUUGCGAUCCUGAGAAGGAGAAUUUGUGUUUGUACGGACACCCGAAUGAGUCUUGGGAGGUGACUUUGCCUGCCGAGGAGGUUCCAUCCGAGCUCCCUGAGCCUGCGUUGGGGAUCAAUUUUGCUAGAGAUGGGAUGAAGCGCAGAGAUUGGCUUUCCUUGGUGGCUGUGCACAGUGAUUGUUGGUUGCUUUCUGUGGCGUUUUACCUCGGUGCUCGACUCAACUGCAAUGAGCGGAAGCGACUAUUUAGUAUGAUUAAUGAUCUACCCACUCUAUUUGAAGUUGCGUCUGGAAGGAAAGCUGUUAAAGACAAACCCAGUAUGGAUAGUGGAAGUAAAUCCAGAAACAGCUCAAAGAGGUCACUAGAUGGGUCAAUUAGAAUCAGCAAUCCAAAGAUAAUCGAUGAGAGUUAUGGAGAGGAUGAGGAUGAGCAUGGUGAUACUCUGUGUGGAAGCUGUGGGGGGAACUACAACGCAGAUGAGUUUUGGAUUGGAUGCGACAUCUGUGAAAGGUGGUUCCAUGGAAAAUGUGUGCGGAUAACACCAGCCAAGGCAGACAAUAUCAAGCAGUAUAAAUGCCCCUCUUGCAGCACAAAGAAAGGAAGACCAUAGCGCGCGGAGAUACCACAAUGUAAAGCAUUUUGUGGGAGUUAACCUUUAUGUUCUGCGAAAACUCGUGGUAAAGACCGAAAAAAGUGAAGGUACAUGUUAGGGGAUUUACUUGUGAGGGUUUAUUAUAGGGUUUAUAAAGUUAGCAUGCUAACGGAUAAUUAAGCAUGAGUUAAAGCUAGUUUUCGUUUCGGUUUAUUCAUACAUGUUCGAGCCGUAUAGUUUAGAGUUUAAAGAUUGAUCUUGCCUUCCUUAUAAUGAUAUGAAAAUAUCGUUCAUGUUAGGCUUUA
This is a messenger RNA of Cucurbita maxima (winter squash), 1113 nucleotides long. RefSeq names its product PHD finger protein ALFIN-LIKE 2-like. Bases 101 to 826 code for a protein of 241 amino acids. The record is from RefSeq and is a predicted model, not a curated record. Gene Ontology annotation, cellular component: nucleus. Gene Ontology annotation, biological process: regulation of DNA-templated transcription. Gene Ontology annotation, molecular function: transcription cis-regulatory region binding; histone binding; transcription coregulator activity. The transcript has 5 exons. NCBI's taxonomy places the organism in Eukaryota, Viridiplantae, Streptophyta, Magnoliopsida, Cucurbitales, Cucurbitaceae.